AUGUGCGGCUGGCUUGUAUGGGGGCGUCUGACGAGAUUGCUGCGCGCUCCAAAUGGGCAGCGCUCCCGCCAGUUGACGACGACGGGCUGCCGGCUUGAUCGGGUCUUCGAGGCGCCCCCUCAGCAACGGCAGCUGGAAGUGGGCCGUGGCGGCGCGGCGGCCUUUCGAUUGUUGACCUACAACAUCCUGGCCAACUGCUACGCCUGCCACCACGCGAGCUACUGCCCCAAGGAGCUCUUGGAGUGGGAUUCGAGAAGACUGAGAAUACUUGAAGAGCUCCAGAAAUAUGACGCAGACUUGGUGUGCCUGCAGGAGGUGGAGAGAAAAUUCUAUGAGGAUGACCUAGAAGCGUGGUUUCUGGGUCAGGGUUUCGAAGGCAUCCACUUCACCAAAAAGCCCAAGGUUCCUGCAAGGGUUGAAGAAGGAUGUGCUUUGUUCUAUCGAACGAGCACUUUCUCGAGGAUAUCCUCAAGAAAGUUUUUCUUUUCAGACGAAAUAGGCUUCAGUGGUGGAGGCCAAUUCUUCACUGCAGUGAAGGAGCAAAGAGAUGGUGCAAUCCUUGCCCUCCUCAAGCACAUUGCCACAGGCCAGAACCUGUUGGCAUGCUCUGCUCACCUGUACUGGAAUCCGAAGUGGCCGGAUGUCAAGGUUGCACAAGCCCAUGCGCUGUGUGCUGCUGUGGCCAAGUUUCUUGAAAGGCAGAGUCAGCCCGCUGAGACUCCAGUUGUAUUGUGUGGUGAUUUCAACAGUCUUUGGAGGAAAUAUGAUGCUGAUGAAUAUGACAAGAUCAUUGAUGGGCGCCACCUGACAUCUGGCACCUAUGAGCUCCUUCGAGUUGGGGAACUGGAUUCGUCCCACCCCCACCACCCCUUGCGGAGGAACCAUUCUGGCAGGCCUCGCGGUGGCCACAUCUGGGGCCUCAAAUUUUCUACAUCUGGGAGGACAUUUGAGAGCGCAUAUCACAAGGUGCAUGGAUGUGAACCACUGGUGACCAACAAGACUGACGACUUCGAAGGUUGUCUGGAUUACAUCUACCUUUCAAAGGGCCAUUUCAAUGUUUUAGAGACGCUAUCCAUGCCGUAUGACUCUGCUGGACUUGAGAAUCCAAAGCAUGUGGUGUUGCCACCGAUGCCCAAUGCGAUGUUCCCUUCUGACCAUCUUGCCUUGGGUGCAACCGUGGUGUUCUGCUGA
This is a messenger RNA of Ostreobium quekettii, 1191 nucleotides long. Lineage: Eukaryota; Viridiplantae; Chlorophyta; Ulvophyceae; Bryopsidales; Ostreobiaceae. The record is from the annotation of a GenBank genome assembly.